Molecule: messenger RNA, 4272 nt
Organism: Trichogramma pretiosum
Lineage: Eukaryota; Metazoa; Arthropoda; Insecta; Hymenoptera; Trichogrammatidae
Product: transcription factor mef2A-like
Exons: 10
Coding region: 368-2077 (569 amino acids)
Source: RefSeq, a predicted model, not a curated record
CGCGUCCCAUAAUCCCGGACGUAUUUUUCUUCGUUGCUGCGAUCGCGAGUAUGCAGACUCUUGUUGAUUGCGCAUUGUCUUUCUCUCUUCGCGAUCGGUUUUGACAGUGGAUAAUAGUGCAAAAAUAUCUGAGUGUUUUGUGAAGUGGAUUGAUAUCGGUGCAGGUGAUUGCGUGUGGUCUAAAGUUUGGUGAAAAAUAAACGAUAAAACGCAGUAUCAGAGACGUAUCGCGUAAAAUACACCGAAGGAGCCGUUAAAGUCCGAUGCCAACGGCAGUCCCGAAAGCGAGGACCAACCGACGCCCGUAUUGCUGAUAGUCUCUCUAGCCGGUAUCAAAGUAUGCAGUCCAGAUGGAAAGUGCGUGCAAAUGGCCCAUGCGUUGAGGCGCAUCUCAUACGCGACCUGUGAGCCACGUAACGGCCAGUUCAGUUUUUUGGCACGGGAACCAAGAGCGCAUUUCAGCAUCCAAUACUGCCACUCCUUCAUUACUGAAUCUCCAGAGCAGGCCGAAGAAUUGAACGCAAUAGUCGGCAAUGCAUUUCGCAUGGCUUACGUGGCGCAAUUGCAACGCCAUCAGCCCAGCUCAGGUGCAACGUCGACAACGGCAAAAAUCAUUCAAGAUGUGAUUAAUAGUCAGAAAACUAGUAAUAAUUCUAAAAACACACAUACUCAUCAUCGCCAGCAACGCGAUACUUCGCCAUCGCAGCAUAGCGCGAACGCAUGGGAUUGCAAAUCACUUUCGAACAGCGACACAGCCAACAACAAUCAUCCGAUUAACUGCAAGUGGGAAACGAGCAACGACAAGCAGCAGCAGCUCCAUAAUCAUCACCAUCACCAUCAUCAUCAUCACAGCAACUCGGCCAGUAGUGGCAGUGUCAGCAGCGACGAGUGCAGCAGUAGCAGUGCAACCAACAGCAGUACCAGUGCCGAAAUGAACUUGCAGCUCGGAAGCAGUGCCUCGCCUACGCUCAGGCUCUCGAGCGUCAAGACCCCGAACUCGAUACCGGGCUUGCGGCCAGCCCACGACUUUGGCCCUGUGUUGACUCAACUCAGUCAAAACGGAGUGGGCUGCAGCAGCGGCGUCGGUGGUGUCGGCGGCGUCGGCAGCAGCAGCAGUAGCAGCAGCAGCAACAACAACAACAAUAACAACAUCAACCAUCACGAAGACAACCUCGGCAAAUCGUCGCAGCAGAGCACGCCGAGCAGCGAAGAGAGCAAUUCACCGACCGAGCUGAAUUCCUACAAGAGACUCGGUGAUAAGCCGCCGCUUAUCAAGCGACUGGCUAUGGGCUUUACCGGACGGGACGUACUGGGCCUGAAUAGCGAAGAGGACAGCUGCCCGCUCGUGGUCAGCGGCGGCAGCACGCCAAAUUCGCCCACGACGCAGCGUCCGCAAUCGGGCGGUUACAUUAACGAGGCCAUCAUUGAUUCGGAAAAUUUGCGUCUCCAGGCCGGCGGCGUCGGACAUUACGGCAAAAUACCUCCGGGCGUCGAUCCCAAGUCCUUGACGUUCGAGAAUGCCAGAACUUUGGACGCCGAUUACAAGAAGCGACCUAGCGCCUCGGCUGGUGGAUUGGGAAUUUUCAUGACGCCAUCGCCACCACCUCUACCCGAGCGCUAUGAUAGUUUGAAUGCUCGUGCCGAGGAAAACGAGUUGAAGAAAGCGCCGUGGUUCCAGGCUGGAAUACCAAGAGAAAUCACAUUGGAGGUAUUGAGUCAAGAGCCAGAAGGAGCUUUUAUGGUCCGAGAAAGUACUAGUAAACCUGGCUGCUACGCGUUGUCUCUGCGCGUGCCGCGCGAUUUCCAGCCCAGUGGUAUAGCUCAUUACCUAAUUAUGCGAACCCAAAAGGGCUACAAAAUAAAGGGUUUCACAAAAGAAUUUACAACGCUAACGUCGCUGAUAACGCAUCAUUCAGUAAUGCCGGAGCUUUUGCCAUGCCCGUUAUCGCUGAGUCGUUACAACCCCAGCUACGCAAAAAGCAAGGACACCUUUAACGACGACGACGAAAUCGAUUCCGAUCCGGACUACACGACUUUAGCAGACUUUCGGAAAAUGAUGGCCGAUCUAAAUGUCUAGGACGAGGCCCCGUCCUCGGACAUUGAGAGAACUGCACAAGCGCCACCUCCACCACCACCGCCUCGAUUACUGCCAACGAUGCAGACGUCAACGUCGUCCACAUCGUUCCAAAAAACGAUCAUGCACGCUUGCAAGAAGCGCAUCGCAUGUGGUCUCGAUUCCUGCGUUGUGCUUUAAUUAUAUUUCGAAGCGCUGGAAAGUUCCGAAUACUCACGGCCGCUUUGACGUCGAGGUUCAUAGAUAACCACAUUUGUAAGCGUCGCCGUUUUUUUACUCAUUCUGUUAGGCUCAGCUCAACGAUAUCUAAACAUCAUAAGAAGAGCCAACAGGAAUAUUGCUGUGACUCCGAUGCAACUGCAACGUGAUAGUCUGAUCGAGACAGUCAACUAUUCUCUGUGAAUGAUAAAUAAAAUAAUCAAAGAUUAUUGUACGGAAAAUAAUUACAGAAUUAAAAUAUAAUGUACUAAAGUACUUUGUUACAACUGCUACGCAAAAUUUGUGUGAUAUUACUCGCAAGUCAUUCAUUUAUAUAUGUAUAUUACAUUAUACCAUAUAUACAUGAUGCAACUACAUGUCUUAUUUAAUGCAAACGUGCGUUCUUAAGAAUCUUGGUGAUACAAUGAUACCUCAAUUCAUACACACGCAUAUAAAGCUUAUUUGUAUAAGUACAUAGAGUUAUGAAUAUAUAGUUUUGCAAAAGUUGCAAUAUGAGCGUGCACAAAAAUUCAUGUUCAUGAUUGUCAAAUAAUGAAUUCUAUUUUUUCCUUACAAUGAAAAUCUCGACUGUGGUAGAUCAUAUGAUAUUUUUUGUUAUUGUUAUUCAACGAUCAAUGAGGAAAGAAAGAAAUUCGUUACCAUCGCGUUAUUCAACUAAUUCAGUAAUAUUUUUUUUCAUACAAUUCAACUUCGAUUCGAUGCCAAUUGGUUUUUGUUGCAUAUAAAUAAAAGAAAAACUAAAUCUAUACUCUCAGAUAUUAAUGAUAGUAGUAAAAUGUGUUGAUAUAUUGUGUAAAUAUUUAAUAAAUGACGAUUUUACUGUUAUUUUCCAAACGUCGAUAGUGCAUUUAUAAUUACGAUUUAUAAAUCGAGGUAAAGAAAUGUAAACGGCGGCGACUCUCGACAAAAUUACUUGCUCGAGUUACCUAGUCUUGUACAUAAUAAUAUCAAUGAAUUAUUAAAUAUAUAAAUAAAUAUAGCAAGAUCGAUGUAUUACUUUGCUCCUGUCAUCAGAACUUGAAAUAACUAUGCUACUUUUUUAGAGCAUGGAGAAAAUUCCUAUAAUUAAUGUCGCAAGUUAUUGUACGUUAUAGCGCGUGUAUCUACUGUGUUAUUUAUCGUUAUAUAGUAUAAAUAAGUGGUCGAAUAAGAAAUGAAAUUAAAAUGGAACAUCUGUUACUAAAGUAGAAAGUGUAAAAACAAUUAAAGGCGAAGGAUAUCAAUUUAAGACAUAUGUAAUUUAUUCAUAGAAAAGAUCUAUUCUAGUGCAGAGUAGAUAUUUCAAAUUUUGAUGGGAAAGCAAAGAGAAAUAUUUAUUCGAACACACACGUAGAAAAAAAACUUUAAUGGAAAUAAAAUAUUAAAAUUAAUAAUGCAGAAAAUAAAUGAUUCAUGUUGCUCAGAACGUACGUAAAAGUACUUAUAUGCAACAAUGUGCUAACGUUAAUAAUAGCAUAACAUUAGAAUCGAUAGUCUUCAGCUCUUACAUUGCAGGUAUUCAUAGUCAAAAUAAUAAAUAAAUAAACUCAUCGGUAGCCUAAAAUCAAUUUUUCACUAUAACAAAACGUUCAAACUAAUGAGUUAAAUUGAAACACCAUAUUUAAAAAUAAAAUAAAAAAAAUGAAAUAUUUAAAAGCAUUGAUAAAAUUCAUUUUUAUCUUAAUAGAAACAAAAUCGCAAAUUGACUAUUUUUACUUUUAUACGUAAUGCUCAUCAUAAUAUCAUGCUUAUAAUUCCAGUGUGCUUAAUUUCUACUGCCUGUAUGUGUAAGACUUCAAUGAGUUUUUAGCAUACCUCUGUGUGUUCGGCAUAUUGUGCUUUACGAUAAAAAAUCAUUCAUACAAAAAUAUUAAAAAAAAAAAUUAUAAUAACUUCUUAUGAAGUUGAAACAUUGUUCUUCUAUACCAUAGGAUUGAACUUUAAUAAACUGUAAAUGUCCUUCGUCGAUGAUGAACGUCGAGUGAGAAAAAUUAAAUAAA